AUGUCCCGCUGGGGCCUGGAGUUCAGGACCCUUAUCUGCAGGAGAGCUGCUGGGCCCCCCUUGGAGCAUGGGGCCCCGCGUGUCCCCGCGCAGACCGUGCUCUUCCAGGGCAAGAGGGCCGGCCUGACGUACCGCGUGCCCUCACUCCUGCCCGUGCCCCCCGGGCCCACCCUGCUGGCCUUCGCGGAGCAGCAGCUGAGCCCCGACGACGCCCACGCCCACCGCCUGGUGCAGAGGACCGGCACGCUGGCUGGGGGCCCCGUGCGGUGGGGCGCCGCGCGCGUGCUGGGGGCGGCGGCCCUGGACGAGCACCGCUCCAGGAACCCCUGCCCGGUGCACGUCGCGCGCACGGCGGUCUUCCUCUUCAUCGCCGUGCACGGCCGCGAGGCCGCGCAGAUCGCUGCGGGCGAGAACGCCGCGCGCCUCUGCUGCGUGACCAGCGGGGACGCGGGGCGCAGCUGGGGUGGCGCGCGGGACCUCACAGCGGAGGCAGUGGGCGGCGCCGAGCAGGACUGGGCCACGUUUGCUGUCGGCUCCACCCAUGGCGUCCGGCUGGGCUCGGGCCGCCUGCUGGUGCUGGCCUACACGUACCGCGUGGACCGGCGAGAGUGCUUCGCUGCACGGAGCCCUGGGCGAUCCACGAGGGCCCCAGUGGCUACUCUGACCUGGCGUCCAUCAGGCCCACCCCCGAGAGAGCCCUGA
Balaenoptera ricei (Rice's whale) is the source of this 702-nucleotide messenger RNA. It is a transcript of the gene NEU4, whose product is annotated as neuraminidase 4. The record is from RefSeq and is a predicted model, not a curated record. Lineage: Eukaryota; Metazoa; Chordata; Mammalia; Artiodactyla; Balaenopteridae. Gene Ontology annotation, cellular component: lysosome; membrane; cytoplasm. Gene Ontology annotation, biological process: ganglioside catabolic process; oligosaccharide catabolic process. Gene Ontology annotation, molecular function: exo-alpha-sialidase activity.